This is a messenger RNA of Cygnus olor (mute swan), 1164 nucleotides long. RefSeq names its product alkB homolog 3, alpha-ketoglutarate dependent dioxygenase (gene ALKBH3). The record is from RefSeq and is a predicted model, not a curated record. Gene Ontology annotation, cellular component: nucleus. The coding region runs from base 27 to 890 and encodes 287 amino acids. Gene Ontology annotation, molecular function: dioxygenase activity. Gene Ontology annotation, biological process: DNA alkylation repair; DNA repair. The transcript has 9 exons. Lineage: Eukaryota; Metazoa; Chordata; Aves; Anseriformes; Anatidae.
CGUGCCGGCGCUGAGGCGGCGGCGCCAUGUCGGAGAGGCGGCGGCGGGCCCGCGUGCAGGGCGGCUGGGCCGGCGGGCCGGCGGGGCGAGCCGCAGCACCAAAGGCACCUGUGGCCAGCAACGUUUCCCCUGCAGGCACUACUGGACAGGCAUGGAUGAAAAAAGAUCAACCUCACACUCAAAAGCAAUUUGUCUUUGAAAAGCCAUCAGAGGUGGAACGCAAAGUUCCUGAGGCAGGUGUGAUAGACAAGCCUGGUGUGUAUGAGCUCAGCACAGGACCAAGCGGAGUUUCUAGGAUUCAUUUGAUUCCUGGCUUCAUUGAUUCGGAACAAGCAGACUGGAUGUUUGAACAACUCCUUCAAGACAUACCCUGGGGUCAGAGAACUCACAUCAGACAGGAAAUGUCUUUUGAGGAGCCAAGGCUUACCUCCUGGUAUGGGGAACUUCCUUACACGUACUCCAGGAUAACAAUGCAGCCAAACCCAAAUUGGCAUCCUCUGCUGACUAUGCUAAAGGAGCGCAUUGAAGAGUUCUCUGGCUAUGCCUUCAACUCCCUGCUCUGCAACCUGUACCGAAACGAGAAGGACAGCGUAGACUGGCACAGUGACGACGAACCAUCACUGGGAAAAAAUCCCGUCAUUGCCUCGCUCAGCUUUGGUGCUACCCGGACCUUUGAGAUGAGGAAGAAACCCUCCCCUGAAGAGAAUGGAGACUAUACUUACGUAGAGAGACUAAAAAUCCCACUUGAUCAUGGGACUCUGCUGAUGAUGGAAGGAGCUACCCAGGAGGAUUGGCAGCAUCGAGUGCCUAAGGAAUAUCAUUCCAGAGAUGCACGUAUAAACUUGACCUUUAGGAUCGUUUAUCCAGAACCUGAUGGAGUUUGGAAGUGAAGAGGCACUUUGGGCAUUGCUGAACACACUGCAGAUCGAGAGCCCUGGUUGGCUACGUGUUUUACAGGAACAGAGUUCUGUAAAAUACCUGAUGGGGAAAAAAAAUGAUGUCAAUGAAGGUCUUUGACAAUCAGAAGUUACCUGUUAUGCGGACAGUGCGGUUUUGUUUUCAGAAAUGGUAUGCUUUUAGAUGAUACUAAAUCACAGGCUUUGUUUGUGAAAAGAUGAUGAUCAUUCUUAAAGAACGUGGAGUCUCUGAGAGGUACUGACUGGA